AAAAGAUGCGGUGAAAAUGCAUCAUUGAAGUUGAGAUGUCACUGAAGUUGCUUGUAUAUUUAUCUGCACACUGGUGGUACAAUGACUAUUUAAUACUCAAACAUAGUCUAUGCUGAACAUAUUCACAAAGAAUUAUGGAAUGCUGUUUAUCCUGAGACCAACAGUUUGGGCUGGUUAGUGCAAAAAAAAAAAAAGAAUGACCUCAAACACAACUCUAUCCAUUCACUCCGACUCAAAAACAACAGUGGACAUUGUCAUCUACGCCAUCAUCGUCCUCCUUGGCACCACCGGGAACUCUGUGGUCAUCUGGGUGGCCGGCUUCCGCAUGAAGCCCAACGUCACUAAUGUUUGGUUGGUCAAUCUGGCUGUAGCUGACCUGAUCUUCUGCCUGACACGAGUCACUUCACUCCUCAAAAAACUUUUCUAUGACCACUGGCCUUUUGGGGUCUUUCUCUGCAAGUUCAAUGGCUUCUUCAAGUACGCCAACAUGUUCUGCAGUGUUUUUCUUCUGGCUGUCAUCAGUGUGGAUCGAGCACUGUGUGUCUGGUGCCCAUUGUUCGCCAGGAGACGACGGACGUUAUGUGCUGCUCGUGUGGUCAGCGUGGGAGUUUGGAUCGUGGCGGUGAUCUUAAGUUCACCGUACUUUGUGUACCGGCAGGUCUUCCCUGGCAAGAAUAACUUGAGUCACUGCACACUGAAGGAUAAAGGAGCAGCAGAUGCAGUUGGAAGUUCAGCCAAGUAUGUCUAUUACUUCAUUCGUUUCAUCUGUGGAUUCUUGUUGCCCUUCUUGGUCAUCCUUAUCUGUUACAUACUAGCUGCUGUUGGGAUACGCAGAACGCGGCUCUCUGGCAAAUCGAGGCUUCUUCGGAUUCUUGCUGUACUGGUCUGUGGUUUUUUCUUAUGCUGGGCCCCCUACCACUUUCUAGGACUGGUCAAAUUGGUGAAUAAAGACAACAAGGUGGUAAAAGUAGGAUGGAGUAUGGCUUCAAACUUAGCUUAUUUCAACAGCUGCAUUAACCCGGUGCUGUACUUCUGCAUGGGACUGGAUUUUAGUCGAUGCUGCAACCAAAGUUUGUCUGGGAUUUUUCACAGAGCUCUUACGGAGGAAGGCCAAUCCCUGUCCCAGCGGAGCACUGGGGAAGACAGCUGUAGUUCCAUUCCAAAGACUGUGUGUGUCACUAAAGUUUAAGAGAUUUAACUUUCUUUUUCUUGUUUAUUUGUCAGGUCUAUAAGAAUUUGUAUUAAUUUUUAUUAGUAUCUGACACAUUAAAAAAUUAACAUACCUCAGUGUCUGGUCUUCUGGUUAGCUUUCAUCAGUAGUUGGAGCCUAUAUGAAAUAUAUUGCAAAAUAGUGAAAAUAAGAUCAUAUUGCAAUAUGUGUAAUUAUUGUUAUACAAAUGUUUAUGCAAUAAUUGUACAUUUUUAUGAUCGGUUAUGUUUGUCUACAUGUGUAUGUUUGUUAAUUAUCGGGAUGACAUAGAUAAGCCCACCUGAGGCAGGAAGAGAAAGCGGAAAUUAUUUGUGGCCUAAUAUAAGGGAAGGAACCAUUUUUGAUCAGGUUUAUAUGAAAACGGGGGUUAAUGUGAGCUCAUUUUUAUUUCUGUAAUAUUUACUAUUGCAAUAAAUGCACAGUGUAAAUAAGCUUCUGAUGCAAUUUCUCUCCAUCAGAAAAAGCAAAGAACAAACAAAGAACAAACAAAGAACAAACUUGACCUUUUAGGUCCUCAUAGCAUGCGUGAGCACACUGAUAUAAAUCAACUAACAUCUACACUGACACUGCAACAUUAAAGGUUGUGCAAUACUGCAAAAUGAUGUGAAGAAAAGCAAUACUGCAAAACAAUGAUGUGUUAG
Megalobrama amblycephala (Wuchang bream) is the source of this 1851-nucleotide messenger RNA. Its product is annotated as C3a anaphylatoxin chemotactic receptor-like. NCBI's taxonomy places the organism in Eukaryota, Metazoa, Chordata, Actinopteri, Cypriniformes, Xenocyprididae. Gene Ontology annotation, molecular function: G protein-coupled receptor activity; complement receptor activity. The record is from RefSeq and is a predicted model, not a curated record. Gene Ontology annotation, biological process: phospholipase C-activating G protein-coupled receptor signaling pathway; inflammatory response; positive regulation of cytosolic calcium ion concentration. Gene Ontology annotation, cellular component: plasma membrane. The transcript is spliced from 3 exons. Bases 197 to 1189 code for a protein of 330 amino acids.